UCGUCUGUCUGUCCACAGCAGGAUGUGUGUGUCAAGGUGUCUGCAGUGUGUUGGCAUUUCUCUGGUUCCCAUGGCGACCAUCUGCCUGCUGGCCAACAUCCUGCUGCUGCUUCCAGAACUGAAGGUCCACUUCCUUUUGGAGGGUCAUGUGACCAGAGAGGCAAAGUGGGCCACAGGUCUGUGGGGGUCCGGCUUCCUGCUUCUGUUUGGAGCUCGAGCGUUUGUGCAAAGCAGUAAAACCAGCGGCUGCUGUGCCUUCAGGGGUCAGAUGUUGCGUCAGGUGCUACAGAUGUCUCUCUGUGUAUCCAGAUGUUGCGUCAGGUGCUACAGAUGUUUCUCUGUGUAUCCAGAUGUUGCGUCAGGUGCUACAGAUGUCUCUCUGUGUAUCCAGAUGUUGCGUCAGGUGCUGUACUCCUGUGUGUGUUUUCUGGCUGCUGGGAUCUGCUGUCUGGUCAGUGCCACCGGUCUCUCUCAGGGUCCUCUUUGUCUCUACAACACCACCUCUGGUCCCACCUGGGGGGUCCCACUACAGCCCCUCCCAGACCGUCACGCAGGCUACCUGUACAACAGGACUCUGUGGUCUGGAGUGUGUCUGGAGCCCAGAGGUGUGGUUCAGUGGAAUGUAGUCCUGUUCAGUGUGAUGGGGGGCGCCAGCGGCCUGCAGACUCUCUUCUGUGGAGCCAACAUCCUGAACUCACUGCUGGGCCUGGUCCUGGGUCAGGGAUUCUGCCAUAACAAGGUCAGUCCAGCUUCAGUUUGAGGGACCAUCAGGGCGGCCAUCAUGGAUCCUGAAUAACUUCACAAUAUAAAGCUAUAAAGACUUUUAUUAUGGCAGGUUACAGAAAGUAUUUCCUAGUCCAGGCUGUAAAAAUAAAAGCACUGAAGCACUUUAGAUUAAAAUAACUUGAAUAAUUAUUUAAUGUCUAAAUAUGUUUAAAUAUUAAUUAUUGUUAGUUUUUCAUAUAAAAUUCAAUUCAAUUCAAUUCAAUUUUAUUUGUAUAGCACCAAUUCAUAACAGAAGUUAUCUCAGGACACUUUUCAAAUAGAGCAGGUCUAGACCGAACUCUUUAUAACAUUAUUUACAGAGACCCAACAGUACCACCAUGAGCAAGACCUUGGAGACAAGGGCAAGGAAACACUGCCUGUUAAAAGGCAGAAACCUAGGACAGAUCCUCCGGCUCUAGGUGGGUGGUCGUCUGUCUCGACCAGUUGGGGUGAGAGAGAGAGAGAGAGAGAGAGAGAGAGAGAGAGAGAGAGAGACAGACGGACAGACAGA
Messenger RNA from Dicentrarchus labrax (European seabass), 1276 nucleotides. RefSeq names its product transmembrane 4 L6 family member 5. Gene Ontology annotation, cellular component: membrane. Bases 23 to 760 code for a protein of 245 amino acids. The record is from RefSeq and is a predicted model, not a curated record. NCBI's taxonomy places the organism in Eukaryota, Metazoa, Chordata, Actinopteri, Moronidae. The transcript has 7 exons.